Messenger RNA from Magnolia sinica, 1743 nucleotides. RefSeq lists its product as uncharacterized. Gene Ontology annotation, molecular function: GTPase activity; GTP binding. The transcript has 6 exons. The record is from RefSeq and is a predicted model, not a curated record. Lineage: Eukaryota; Viridiplantae; Streptophyta; Magnoliopsida; Magnoliales; Magnoliaceae. Bases 93 to 1508 code for a protein of 471 amino acids.
AACGCCGCAGGCUUCCGACACACACUCUCUCUCUCUCUCUCUCUCUCUCUCGGGUUAAAAAAAACCAAAACCGGCCGAUCUAGGUUUUUGAGAUGGCUGUUCAACACGAUCGAUCAUCUCUUGAGAGCAGGCCUGGAAUCUUCAUCGUCGGAUCUUCUAACGUCGGAAAGCGAACCCUUCUCUCUAGGUUGCUUUCAGUUGAUUUAUCAGAAGCGUCAGAAGCCUCUGAUUUAUCAUCAGAAACUCUUUGCUAUGGGUGGACUAUUGAUACAAAGUAUUAUUCUGCUGAUCUCUCGAUAUGGAUGGCACAUCUUGGUGAUGGAUUUUCUGAAGGGACAUUGACAAUUCCGGAGCAGGUGGCUUCCCUGGUGAUGGUUUUUGACAUGAGUGAUCUAUCAUCUUUUGCUGUUAUCCAAGAUUGGGUAGCUGGGAUUGAUAUUCAGAAGUUUGAAAUAUUAUUAUGCAUUGGGAACAAAGCAGAUCUUUUGCCUGGUCACAUUGCUCACACAGAGUAUAGAAGACGUCUGCAUAAGUGUGGGGAGUCCUCUAGCGAUCCUCAUCCGGAAUAUUUGGAUUAUGGGAUUCUUGAAACUGAGGGAAGUAGUUUGUUAGGGGAUGAAGAAUCAUCAUGGGAGAUGAGGAGAUCAUGUUUGGAAUGGUGCAGUCAACAUAAUAUUGAAUACAUCGAAGCUUGUGCAUCCAAUGCUGACUUUGACAAAUGCUUGUCGGUUGAUGGCGAUUCGCAAGGAGUAGAACGGCUAUAUGGAGCUCUUUCUGCUCAUAUGUGGCCAGGGAUGAUUCUGAAAUCUGGAAAUGGGAUAUCUCGACCAUUCCCAGUUGCAAAAGAUGCGUCUGCCUCCAAUUUGUCAGAUGAUGAAGAAUCUGAUUACGAAAUCGAGUAUGAACUUCUAUCCAGGGGUUCUGCUGAACCUUGGGAUGGCAUUGAUGAAUGGGUUGCCUUUAAUGACCUUCCUCAACCUAUAAAUACAGAAGCAGGGCCAUCGAUUAAUGGAAAUGUUCCAAUCCAAGGUCAAGAUCAAAAUCAUGAGGCUGGCGAUGUGGCGGAAGCUCAAACCCCAAACUCCAAAGUUCUGGCACAGGAAGAGACCCAAACCAAAGCCACCAAAGCACUGGUGCAGGAAGAUUACGAAAGGAAAGCUUCUGAAGCUCCAUUACAGGAAGAGGCUGAAACUAAAGCCACCAAGGUUCUGGUGCAGGAAGGUUCUAAAGGGAAAUCAGCGGAAGUUUCAUUACAAGAAGAGUCUGAAACUAAAGCGCUCGAAGCUUCUUUGCAGGUAGAGUCCAAAAUGGAAAUUACUAAAGACUGUGAAUUGGGGGAGGACAUGCAUUUGGGUUUGGAGGAUUUGGAACAGUUGAUGUGUGAGAUUAGUAGUAUGCGUGAGAACUUGAGACUGAUGCCCGAUUUCCAGAGGAGGGAAAUGGCUGCGAAGCUGGCCAUGAAAAUGGCCACCAUGUUUGCGGACAGUGACAAUGAAGGCUUCAACUGAUGGUUGAAGUUGGAGUUACAUUGAAGUUAUUCAAAGGCAAUGGGGACAGCUUUCAGGAUGGGGUUUCUAUUCUGAGAGCUGAUUUGGUAGAGGUAACAAAUUACUCAUCUUUAAAAUUCACUGGUGUGGAUUGUUGCUUGUUACUUUCCUGUAUGAGGUAGCACAUUAACAAUAUUUAUGUAUCUAUCAUUAGUUGAUUUCAUAUCAAAUGAAGCUUGAAUCAUUGCCAAUGGAA